GAUGUACUGAGAUUAUCCCGACUUUGAAUGUCAGAUAGAUGCAUAGCCUGCUCACUGACUUAUGCAGAUACUGUACAUGACUGUAUGGAGACUCUCUAACUACAGGCAGCAUCAUAGAGCAGGGAGGUAAACAAGUCUUCAUCACAGGGCUUUAUUAUGGGGUUGUGUUUGAGCAUUUAUCAGAACUCCUGGGCCAACUCCUGGGCCUCCUGUAAAUAAAGGUUGUUCUAUAAUCGCUUUAACCCCCAGAAACCCAAAUUUAGAAAACUGCAAAAUCUUUUUUUAACCUUUCACAUGUUGUCGUAGGAGGCCAGAUAAACGGGCCUAUUUACACAUUUUAACAGCCUAUAGUGUUGCAGAACUGAACAAUAGGACCUAUUAGCAAUGUAAAUGUGGUUUUAAAAAGAAAAAAAAUGGGGAAGGUUUAUUUUUGUAGACUUAAAUCUGAUGUUGUAAUAUUACAACCGUGGGUCUCUGGGGGUUAAAGGUUCAAAGCACCAGGAGCUUAAGUCCAGAGUUGCGUUUGUGUCAUCUGAUCAGAAACUCAGGUGUGUUGGAGUUUUUCUGUUAAAAGCAGUGGGACUAGGUCCAGGCCUCCACCAGCUCAGGGUUUGGCCUGAAUGCUUCUUUUCAUUCCAAGUUAAUCGAUUUGACAGAGACACAGGAAGCAGAAGCAGUUCCUCGUCAUCAUAUCAGCUUUCAGCCAAUCAGGUGGUUGGUACCAACUCUCAAAUCAGACAGAUUUUCAUAGUCAUCAUCAGUUCUGCUAUUUCUCGGGUUUUAUCUGUUGGAUCUCAGCGAGUUUCAGCUCCGACGUUAGAGCCGAGAGUCUCGGAUUUGGUGAGAAAGAAAUGGACACUCAUCCAGACCAGAAGACCAAUGUUCUACUCAAAAUUUCCCAUCUGCCUCUGGUUCAAUCGGCGCUCCAUUCAGUCACAUCAGCGUACUCCGUGGUCAAAGAUCGCUUCCCUCUGCUGGGUCUGAUGGGAGCAGCAGCAGAGGUUGGAGUCCGUGGUCUCUCAGAGGAGGCCUUGAGACGAGCCGCGCCCUUCCUCCAGAAUCUGGAACCACAGAUUGAAGUCGCCAACAGCUUAGCUCUGGAUGGUCUGGACCAUCUGGAGAGAAGCUUUCCCAUCUUAAACCAGUCCACAGAAGAGGUGAUGACUCACCUGAAGGAUGCCUUCUUCUUGACACUGGACGAUGUGCAAAUCCGUGUGGUGGAAGGCCUGGACGGUGUUGUAGAUCAGCUGGAACAUCUGGCUGAGAUGGUUUGGACAUCUGUGCAGCAGCUGCAGAACACUCAGGUGGGCCAGGCUGCCUCAUAUGGACUGGACAACGCUCUGAGCCGCCUGGAGGACGCCACUGCCUACUACCUCCCCCUCCCACCGACACUGCGUCGGGAGUGGGAGAUGCGGGUCCAGGAGUAUGAGGAGGAAGAUGAUGAUGAUGAAGAGCCCAGCCUCUGGACCAGAGUCCGCAGCCUCCUGCUGACUUUAAGCUUGCAGCUUUAUCACCGCAUGUCAAAGGUCAGAGGUCACCUGGAGGGAGCAGUCAGGUCACUGGGAGUGGCUGCCGACCGGGUGGGUCUGAGCUGGAUCCUGGAGCUGACAGGUGAGCUGUUGCAGAACCUGCAGAACCUCCUGGUGGCACUGUUGUUCCGAGCAGAGAGUAUUAGAGAGACCACCCUUUGGGAGAUCAAAGACCGAGCCAGCACAUUGGCUGAGCUGAUCCCGGUCCGACAGGUUGGGGAGCUGCCGGACCAGAUCCAGCAGGUUCUCCGAGACCUGCAGGAACUCUCCAAGAUUCUCCUGCAGCUGGUGGUCAACACCACACCGCUUUACAGCAUGCUAGAGCUGCCGUCACCUCAGGAGUUGGAGGACUUCCUGAACCAAGAGGACUUUGUGUUAGAUGGCUCAUCCCGUCGUAGUUCCACAAACAGUCUCUUCCUCAAGGCAAUGGACGGCCGUCCUCGUCGUCGUCGUAGUCUCUAUGCUCGUGCCAACCGAGGCUCUGGUCCCCAAAGUCCUGAGCCCCCCAACGACCGCCGCUCCAGCAUGAAAGAGUCAUCCAAUCCAGAUGUGGAAGGUAUGGCCCCAUCUUCUGAAGGCAACACUUUCCGAAGGCCAUCUGCUACCGAGCUUCUGCUCACUCCACUCAAACAGUUUGUGUCCCAAAGCCAGAAGGCUUUUGAAUACCUGAGCCCCAACUCUACCGGCAACGACGCCAUUGUCGCAGCAACAGAUGACUUUUAAACGCCGUGUUGCAAUUGGAUCUGAUCCCUUCUUAGUCACAGCCUCUGACCCCGCCCCUUCACCCAUUGCAUCCUCUGUUUUAUUUCACUCUUCUAGUGGCGAGAACACAUCCAUGUGGGACUCCCGACGCCUCAAGAACACAUCUGAUUGGCCGGUUUAUUAACCACAGAAAAAGCCUUUGUAGGUUUUCCAUCUAAGCAGAAUUCCAGUCUCGGAGACGAGUGGAUUUCCUGAACUCUGGGCUGAUUUUUCUUUGGAAUAACAGGAAUAUAAACUCAGUCUUUUUACAUUUCAUACAAAAUCCUAUAUUUCAUUUUUCUUACAGAAUAUGAAAGAAGUCUAAUGGUCUAAAAUCUACAUCUCAGAUUUGUUAACAGGCUUUAGCCUCGAGAUAAUUCAUUGAGUGUAUUUUGUGUUUGAUUUAAUGAGAUUUUCUGAAACGAUUCUUUUACCACAGAAAGUCGUGACAUUAUGGAAGUUUUGAUGUUUGAGUCGUUGUGGCUGUUCCAGGAAGUGAUUUCUUCAGUUCUGAAUAAACUCAGUAAUCAUUUA
This is a messenger RNA of Nothobranchius furzeri (turquoise killifish), 2804 nucleotides long. RefSeq names its product perilipin 6 (gene plin6). Gene Ontology annotation, biological process: lipid storage; positive regulation of triglyceride storage. The record is from RefSeq and is a predicted model, not a curated record. Gene Ontology annotation, cellular component: lipid droplet; cytosol. NCBI's taxonomy places the organism in Eukaryota, Metazoa, Chordata, Actinopteri, Cyprinodontiformes, Nothobranchiidae.